This is a messenger RNA of Adineta steineri, 1914 nucleotides long. The record is from the annotation of a GenBank genome assembly. NCBI's taxonomy places the organism in Eukaryota, Metazoa, Rotifera, Eurotatoria, Adinetida, Adinetidae.
AUGUAUAACGGAAUACCUCGAGCAGUAGCAGAUCUUUGUGAAAAUGAUGAUUUAGCUACAAUGAUUGUUGUUGAUAGUAUAUUUGAAUUUACAACACAUAAGAUGAAUAUACGUUUUCGACCAAAUCGUCGUUUAUUACCACAAUGGAAAUUAGCUGUUGAACAAUUUCAAGAACAUUUAGAUUAUGAUAAAUGUUUUAAUGAUAUGACUUCAAUUGGAACAUGGUAUGAACAAUUACUUGCAAGAAAAACUUCUGUACAAUUAACAGCAUUUAAAGAACAUCUCUUUCGUUUUCUUCAUUUAUUUAAUAAAAAUUCGGGUGUAACACUUCAACCAUGCCGUCGGUAUUCAACAGAGAAAUGUGGAGGAAAAGUAUUAGCUACAAAAGCAUGGGCAGUACAUGAUAAGAUUGAAAUGUUAAUUGGUUGUAUAGCUGAAUUAAGUCCUGAAGAAGAACAUGCAUUUUUAAAACCUGGUAUCAAUGAUUUUUCUGUUAUGUAUUCUUGUCGUAAAAAAUGUUCACAACUUUGGCUUGGACCUGCAGCUUAUAUUAAUCAUGAUUGUCGUGCAAAUUGUAAAUUCGUUGCUACAGGUUUAAGUUCAGCUUAUAUUUAUGUACUUCGUCCUAUUGAAAUUGGCGAUGAAAUUACAUGUUGUUAUGGAUCUGAUUUUUUUGGUGAUAAUAAUUCACUUUGUGAAUGUCGUAGCUGUGAAAUGCUUGGUCAUGGUGCAUUUGCACAAGCAAAUUCAUCAGUAUCAAAACCAUCGAUAGAUAUUGAUAUUACCUCUAAUGCAACAUCUACAACGAAUAAACAAACAACUGAUAGAAAUAUAAUUGUUUCUACACGUCUACGUCAAACUGAUAAACGUUUACGUAAAAUUCAGUCAGUUAAUCCUAUCAAUGCAAUACAAGAUAAUAAAAAAUCAAUUGACGAAACAAAAAUUGAAAUACCUAUAAAACAACCACCAGUAGUGUAUCGAAAUAAAAGUGGUCAAUUCGCAUCACCAUACAAUGAAAUGAAAUCGACAGAUAAUACAACAAUCUCUAAUCAAAAUAAAUCAAACAAGAAAAAACCAUCAAACCGAAAAAAGAAAACGAAUAAUACUUUAACUAGUUUUACAUUUCAAUCAUCAUCAUCAUCUGCUUAUCGUUUACCAACACCAAAUCGGAUAAUUCUACGUCGAAGACCAAGCAGUUCUCAUUCAUCACUAUCAAAAUCACCUGUUACUGUUGUUCGAAAUCAAACAACAACAUCAACAACAACAACAAUGUUUACUUCUUCAGAUUCAGCAUUUUUCUCUGAUGGUACUAAUUCAAAUUCAUUAUCAUCAACAAUACAAAGCAAACAAACUACUCAUUCACAGACAACUACUAUUCAGUCACGUUCAUCUCGUCUUCUAUCACCUGCUUUAUCUACUUCGUCAUCAUCAUCUAUUUCAUCAUCAUCACGAACAUAUCGUGAUAGUCGUCAACGAACAAUUUCUCAAUAUUCAUCAUCAUCUAGUUCAUUAACAACGAAUAUACAUUCAAAUAAUCCAAAUUUUCUUAGUUGGCGUCCAACUAUUCGCUCUAGUCGUCAUUCAAGUACUUCGUCUGAUACUUCAUUAUCAUCAUUAGCAACUGAUAACGAAAAUAAUAAUGAGAAUACUAAUACUAAUACUAACACUAAUACUUCUACUACUACUACUAAUAAUAAUAAUAAUCAUCAUCAUGAGAAUAUAAACCAAAUAUCUCAUCAACGAAUAGUACCAAAAUUAACAAUUCGUAUGAGACCUGAUCCUGUUUUAUUAAAUGAACUUGAUAAAAUCAACUCAUCAAAAUCAUCUCGUGUUACAAUAAAACUUGAUAAUGGAAAACGAUCAUCAACAGAUACAUCAUCAUCAUUACGUUCAAGUAAACGUCGAAAAACAUAG